Messenger RNA from Heteronotia binoei (common prickly gecko), 2002 nucleotides. Its product is annotated as serum paraoxonase/arylesterase 2-like. The record is from RefSeq and is a predicted model, not a curated record. NCBI's taxonomy places the organism in Eukaryota, Metazoa, Chordata, Lepidosauria, Squamata, Gekkonidae. Bases 118 to 1182 code for a protein of 354 amino acids. Gene Ontology annotation, cellular component: extracellular region. Gene Ontology annotation, molecular function: arylesterase activity. The transcript has 9 exons.
UGCUGGAUGGGCUCUGGCGGCUGGGAGGAGCUCCGAACCCACCUCGGCCAAAGCGGCUGCAAAAUUGGCGCGGGCAGGUCUGGGCGUCCCUCUACUCCGGGAGACUAAGGCCCAGCCAUGGGGAAGCUGCUGGCGCUCGCCAUCGUCGGCCUCGUGGGCGCUUUAAUUGGAGAAAGGCUGCUGGGAUUUCGAAGCAGAAUGAAUGCCUCACGUGAACUAAAACCAAAGCGGCUGCCUAAAUGCCACCUUAUUAAAGGAAUUGAGGGAGGCUCAGAAGAUAUUGAGAUACUUCCUAAUGGCUUGGCUUUCAUUAGUUCUGGUUUGAAAUAUCCUGGGUUACCGAGCUUUACACUGGAUAAAAGAGGAGAAAUACUGUUGAUGGAUUUAAAUGAACAAAAUCCUCAACCAGUGGAGCUCAGAAUCAGCCGUGGGUUUGAUCUGGCAUCUUUCAACCCUCAUGGAAUCAGCACCUACGUUGGGGAUGAUGAUUCUGUGUACCUCUUUGUUGUAAACCAUCCACAGUACAAGUCAACGGUGGAGCUCUUUAAAUAUACGGAGGAAGAUAAUUCUCUUGUGCAUCUUAAAACAAUCAAGCAUGAACUUCUUGGAAGUGUGAAUGAUAUUGUGGCUCUGAGUCCAGACAGCUUUUAUGCCACCAACGAUCAUUAUUUCACAGGACUGCCCCUGAUGUUGUUGGAGAUGUUUCUGGGUUUGUCCUGGACAAACGUUAUUUACUACAGCCCAAAAGAAGUUAGGGAAGUGGCAUCAGGAUUUUACUCUGCCAAUGGAAUUAAUAUUUCACCAGAUGGACAGUAUGUCUAUGUUGCUGAUUUGAUGGAUCACAACAUUCAUGUUUUGCAAAAACAUGCCAAUUUCAGUUUAACUCCUUUAAAGGUGCUACAAUUGGACACUCUAAUCGAUAACAUAUCUGUCGAUCCUUACACUGGAGAUAUUUGGGUCGGAUGUCAUAUCAAUGGCCUCAAGAUCUUCUACUAUGAUCCAGAAAACCUUCCAGGUUCUGAGGUCCUUCGCAUUCAGAACAUCCUUUCUGAGAAGCCUACAGUCAGCCAAGUGUAUGUGGAUGAUGGCUCGGUAAUUCAGGGAAGCUCAGUUGCCACAGUGUACGGCAAGAAGCUCCUUAUUGGUACUGUAUUUCACAGAGCUCUGUCCUGUGAGCUGUAACUUGCCCAUCAUGAACUUUGCCACAUGGAAAAGGAAUCAGUGACAUCUGCCACCUGCCAUUCUGAAAUGGCUAAAUCCAACCUGUGUUGCAGUCAAGGUGAAUUGGCAUGUUCUUGGCUUUUUCUCUCCAAAAGCCAGGAAUGCAAGAACGGCUAUGAUUUUUAUAAGGAAGCAGCAGUGCUUGGAAGAAAUGUUGGAUAUUUGCAGUAUGAUUGGGUUGAGACUCAAAUUACAUUUCCUUUUUUUCUAAAAAGGACAUGACUUCCUACAUGAAAGGCUGGUUAUAACUUGCUGUCUUCAGGUCCAUGGAGGAAAAUAAAGACCACCCUUAAAAAACACUGAUGUCAGAAGUUAUCUACAAACACAGUCGUUCUGUUAGGGUACUUAAAUUGUCAAUCAACUUUUUUAAAAGCUCUGAAACAUUUGAGACCUUUAUAGUUUGUUGUUGUUGCUUUUGCAUUGUUCAUGUUCUACUUUGUAUUCAUUCAUACAUAUGCCUUGCCCUUUAUGGCCAUAUCGCCCUCUUCCCUCCCUCACAAACAAGAUUUUCUCUUUGGUUCUUUCUUUCUUCUUAUCAAUUGGUCUAUGUCUGUCCCACCCUCUCACUUUAUUUUAUAUUUUGAUGCCAGCCCAACCCAGAGACUUGAAGGAAGAGACAAAAUCACCAUCUUAUCUUCUACUUCUGAAAUGGCACAUGAGAGGCUUUUGGAAGUUUGAACUAAACAAAGUAUUGUACUUAACUUGGAGAAGAAAAUAUCAGAUGGAAUCAGGGUAGGAUGUCUGCAGUAGACUGAUAAUAAAUUCAAUAAUAUGUUGCCAA